GAGAGAGAGAGAGAGAGAGCAGACUGAAGCUGAGCAGUGAGCGGGUUGAGCAGCAGGACUACUUCUGUCAGAGCUGCAGGACGUUCCAGUCUCAAGUGCCACUGAGAGCAUAGAGUAUGCAGGAGGAGCUGGUUGUCCCAGAAGAAAGAAGACAAGAGGCAGGAUCUGUCCUCUGAGUCUCGUUUGUGAGGACAACCUUUUCUGACUCCAGGAUGAUCUAUCACCUUCCAAACCAACACAGAGCCUAAAGCUGCUCCAUCUGGCUCGGUUGAAAUAAAUCUUUCGUCCGAAAGAGGAAUAAAGAAGAAGAAGGAGAAGAAGAGGGGGAGGAAGAGUCAGUCUAUCAACAAAACACGAGAACAAUCAGAAAAGUCAGAAUUGGCGCCUUUGGGGACUGUUGGAUAUAUUGUACCCUCUGAAAACCAGAAGAAAAAGUGACGCGAGAAAAGAAGGAAAAGGGUUUCAUUGUCAGAACAAUCACAAGAGGAUGUUGGUUUCUGUUGCAUCCAGAUAAGAGCAGAAGAAGAUAAUAUAUAAAGAAAAAUCUAGAAAGACAGAAAUCCAAACCACAAGUGUGAUUUUGUUCUUUUUUUCAAAUCCAGAAAAAUAAGGAGGAUCAAAGCAAAAAGAGAAGAAACAGAAGAGGAAGAAGUUUUUCUGUCAUCUUAUUAACGAUUAAAGAUGUUGUAGACCAACAUUUGUGUGAACUCUCGGAAGUUUGGAAAAAUCGGAAGAAAAAAGAAAGACGGAAUAUCAACCUGUCCGCUGAAAACAAAUGAAGGAAAACAUUUUUUUUAGUCGGAAACUUUCAAUAAAUUAUUCUGAAAGAGAAGAACAAAAGCAAUCUGAAUUUGCAGCUUGGUGAAGAUAUAGCAGGAAAAGUUCGAGGACCAACUAACAAAGUCAAAGGAAGCUACAGCGACACAGAAGUAAAGAGUCAUAAGUGACGAAGUAAAAAUACAGAGGAAUAAAGGGAAAAGAGUAACGGAGAAAAGAAAAAUAUCUCGGAAAAGAGAGGAAAAAGAGAGGGUUUAAAGGGGACACCGAGAACAAAAGGAAUAAUCAAGAGGGAAAAGGAUAAACCAAGAGGAAAAGGAAGAGGAAAGAGCGAAACAAGGACAAAUCAAAAGAAUAAAACAAAACUAAAGAACAAAAUUAGUAACAAAAAAGGGAGGACUAAAAGAAAAAGUACUCCAGUUUAAACAAUCAGAAGGGUGUGACAAUGAGGCUCCUGGUGCUUCUCGCAGCUCCUCUCUCCAUCCUCGUCCUCCACGUUGCAGCGGUGGCCCCGGCAGGCGGCGUGGCCCCGGGCCGGCUGGAGCGCUGGGUCCGCUCAGGCCUCCAGUCGCUGCAGAGGGACCAGCUGGACCGGUGCCUCCGCAUGUCCUCCCUCUCCGAGACCGAGUGCAGGCGCCUCGCCCACCUGCCACUGUCUGCCGUGGCUGUUUACGUAUCGGAGCCACGCACAGCUGCAGGUAACUCACACAAAGUUCUGGCCAUCCUGCCGGACUCCUCGGGUGGCUCCGUGAGCUCCAAACCACGGGGAGGUUUCGGUGUCGGCCAGGUGCUGAAUGGAGGUCACCACAGACAGCAGCAGUCUUUCCCCGGCUCCACGGCCCAUGAUGCCGUGCUGGUGCUGGAUCCGAGCCCCGGGGAGAACUUUGGACACCCGGUGGUCCUCUUCUAUGUGGAUGUGAAUGUGACGAAGAAGAGAUGCACCCACCUGGAUGGCAUUUACCUGGGCGAGGAGUGUCUGACUCUGGCUUUGAAGGGUCGUUGUCAGAACCAGCUAAAGCGUCGCCAAGCCGGGCCAGAGAGGCUGGGUAAUGGACAUGGUCGGCUGGCCGGUGGGCCGCUGCGCGGUAGUACCAUUACCACUAGUGGUGGAAGCCUUCUGGUGGAGCGGGCCGUUGGAGGGCUCUGUGAAGUCCACUUCCUUCCACUGGUGGUCGGAGUCAGAGACAGCAACCGAACGCAGAGACUCAGAUGUGUUGACCAUGCAGAGUUUGCGAGAUGCCCUCAGCCACUGCCGAUGGGCUCGCCCAGUUUGCCCGUCUCAAGCUGUGAGCUCAAUAAAAACACCAGACGCUGCCACCAACAGCCGCUGGCCACUCACCUCUCCUGCCGACUCUACCAGACCUGUGAUCACGCUGUGCUCAUCUCAGGCGGCUGGCAGCAGCAGAUGACGUUCCAGCGUCAUGUUGAGAACCUUCAGAGGUUCUACAGAAUGCUGCAGAACAACGGCUUCCACAAAGAACACAUCAAGACCUUCUUCGCCAGCAGUGGGCAGCUUCCUGACGAUGUCGAGGGUGUGUACUCUGCAACGGAGAAAGCGAUGAUUCGUAACCACGUGUCGUACGUCUGCAGGAAGCAGCACUGUGCCGACACGUUGGUUCUCUACCUGAACUCGCCAACGCGCAACGACGGCGCCAUGCUGCUGUGGGACGCCAACCUCAACGGCAUCGCUGACCUGAAGGAGCGAUACUCCGUCAACGAGCUGCUGGCCGACCUGGCCGGCUGCAGGGCGACGCGCGUGUUGCUGUUUGUGGAUCAGAGCUACAGCGGCGUUCUGUCCAAGAGGCUGCGAGGGUCCCAGAAACACCUCAACGUGGUUCUGAUCCAGAGCCAGACUCGGCAGACCCACAGCCACCAGAGGUUGAACCCUGGCUGGGAGGAGAGCAGCUGGUCCUCCAUCAGCCCUGCGAGCUGCCUGCUGGACCACCUGGGGAAGAACACUGGGACGUCUCGCCUCCUGGAGCCGUGGGCCGGCCUUUUAAACGUGACGCUGGCCGGCGCCCCCUGCAACGCCACGCCGCCUCUGACGGAUGGCGAGAUGCGGCGAGAGUACCAGGGCUGCCAGAACCUGCCGACCGCCCUCUGGCACCAGAAACACAGGAGGACCAACUGAGAGAGAGAGACACUGAGACCGACUGGGAGAGAGAGAGAGUGGGAAACAAAUUCAUUAUGGACACACACAC
Molecule: messenger RNA, 2978 nt
Organism: Anarrhichthys ocellatus (wolf-eel)
Lineage: Eukaryota; Metazoa; Chordata; Actinopteri; Perciformes; Anarhichadidae
Exons: 8
Coding region: 1223-2908 (561 amino acids)
Source: RefSeq, a predicted model, not a curated record